CGUGUUUCGUUUGAAUCGUGUCGAACAAAGUGUAGAUUUGUUUACAGCCUGUACGCCUGCACGCUUAUUUUUCCGCCGGAUUUUAUCGGAAUCAAAAACUAAGGGCCACUGUUCACAAAACUACUGUCUUCCGGCAAAUAUAUUCCAUCAAAAUGUCCCGCUUCAAAAUGGAGUGCGAUCCGAUAAACUCGCAUCGACAUCGGCUGGGAAAGGAGCUCGUUUGCAUCGAGUACCCGGGUGUCGUGCGCAACCCGGACCGAAUGAUGGAAACGCUGGGAGGAGCCGCCGAACUCAGUACGGCAAUCUGUGCGGAAAAACGUCGACUGGAGUUGCGAUUCCGUCCGGAAUCGAUCUACUCGAAGCCGGCGUUUGGCGAUCGGAGUAAUAAGACUGGGCUGGUGCUGAGGAUCAGAACGCGCCGCAAGCGUUCCCAGCCGAACGAGGUGGAGAUCCGCUCGUUAGAAAUUGCCGGUCGGGUUGGAUUGGUGUUCAAGUUCGAGAGUAUGUGUGACUUCCAGCUGUUGCCGGCGUUUCGGAAUAAAACUACCACAGCCGUGGAGUGCAUGUACGAGCAGUUGGUACCGAAGGGGGCUUCAACGAAUGCGUUGGCGGAUGAUGGGUCGGAUAAUGUUCCGUACUUUUUGCCGCCGAUUACAUUCAGCCGAUUUGACACGGCUCAAAUGAGCAUCUUCAAAACGAAGGAAAUUCUGGCUGACAUGUUGGGUGCCACGGAGAAGGAACGGGCCAGAAGAACCAAGCACGGCAUCUAUGUUCCGUUUAAUUUGACUGACCCGCUACCAACGGAGGCGAAUGCCUUGGCACUUGAAACCAUCAAGAAUAGAAACGUGAAAGAGGAAGUGAUUGAGAUGGUAACUAAGAAGUUUGAGGAACGGCCAAUUUGGACCAAGACGGCCCUCAAGGGAAAUCUACAAUUGAGCGAAGAGGACAUCCGCUAUUUGCUUCCGAGCAUGGCGUUUUAUUUCGUCAAUGGCCCUUGGCGAGGAACUUGGGUCCGUUUUGGAUACGACCCCCGGAAGUUGUUCGAAUCUCGUUACUAUCAGUUGCUGGACUUCCGCAUUCGGGCCAUUGGCGCUAUGCACGAUAAGGUCAAAGUUAAACGGACGCAAAAACCUAUUAGGCCGUGUAUGAGAUUCUCCAAUCCGGCCUCGAACAGUCGCGAUCCAAGCAAACUGAGCGUCAAUCGGACGGCGGGCAAUCAGAGCGAUUACGUCUUCUCGAUGGACACGCUGCCCCAGGUGCGCAUCAUCUUCUACCAGUAUUGCGACGUUCGGGUCCCCCGGAUCCAGCAAAUGCUGGAGAAAAUCCCGACCCCAACGAUGGGAGGAGCGGCCUGUGACGAGAAAACCGGUUGGCUACCGCCCAGGUUCGAUGAACAGUGCCGGGACAUUCUGACGGACAUUGUGCUGACCAAUUUCAAGGAGAAGCGAAAGGGCGGCGGGGAUCCGACGGCCAGCACCAGUGCCAGCGAGUUCGAGACGGGCGAUGAAACCGAGGCGACGACUUUCGACGAGGAUGAGGACACGGACUUUGAAGUCGGAGCGGAGAAGUUCGUGAAGCCUGCUCUUAAGUAGAGGUGAAUUAAGGACGUCUGAAUUUUAUCAGGUAAUUAUUUAUGUCUAUGAAUUACAACCCAUCAUUUAGGUUUAAAAAUCAAAAAAUAAG
Messenger RNA from Aedes albopictus (Asian tiger mosquito), 1683 nucleotides. RefSeq names its product general transcription factor 3C polypeptide 5 (gene l(2)37Cd). Gene Ontology annotation, biological process: transcription initiation at RNA polymerase III promoter. The record is from RefSeq and is a predicted model, not a curated record. Gene Ontology annotation, molecular function: RNA polymerase III type 1 promoter sequence-specific DNA binding; RNA polymerase III type 2 promoter sequence-specific DNA binding. The transcript is spliced from 2 exons. Gene Ontology annotation, cellular component: transcription factor TFIIIC complex. The coding region runs from base 153 to 1592 and encodes 479 amino acids. NCBI's taxonomy places the organism in Eukaryota, Metazoa, Arthropoda, Insecta, Diptera, Culicidae.